AUGCUUACAUCUCCGUGCAUGCCUAGUAGUUCUUAUGAUUAUAAAGCAGAUGUUUCUUCUGGUAAAAGACCUUUCUUACUAGCAUGGCUUAAGCAAUAUGAUUGGCUUUGUUAUUCAACAGUUUUAAAAGGUGCUUUAUGUAAAUUUUGUGUGCUUUUUGAAUACCCCCUUGAUAAAGGUGGUGUGCAUGGUGCGUUUAUAAAAACGGCAUUUAGUAAAUACAAAAAUUUCCAUGAACAGUCUAAAUGUCAUGUCAAAAGUGCUUAG
This is a messenger RNA of Macrosiphum euphorbiae (potato aphid), 267 nucleotides long. The record is from the annotation of a GenBank genome assembly. NCBI's taxonomy places the organism in Eukaryota, Metazoa, Arthropoda, Insecta, Hemiptera, Aphididae.